GGAGGAGAAGAAGAAUAUGUACUCAAAGGAUCUCAGCUUCUUCAACCUUCCACCGAACGCCAAGGAUAUGCAUAUGAUGAUGUUGAUGACGAUGAGGAGGAGCAGGGAGAUAAAACGAGUUCCACAACCACACCCCAUUCCCGCUGCUCCAGAGGUGUAUCCACCGAAGAACUCCUUCACAUCAACACAAGUACAGUUUCGGCAGCACUUGGCGCUGCCCCUGUUCCAGGUGCUGCUACUCUGGCUGAAAAGCUGAACCACCAAGGUAAUGAGCGGAGAGUGUUAGAAGAUGAAGGAGCAACACCGAGUCGUCACUCGGUUCUGCUGCAGCUGAUAGCGUGCGGUAGCUCCGCUUUGGAGAGCAAUGUGGGGACCACCAAGAAAAGGGAGACUGUGGGGAAGUUGCAAUGUGAGGAUAAGGAAUACUUCAGUGGCAGCCUCCUCGAAUCCAUCAAAGCCCAAGCCCCAUCCCCAUCGGAGCCACAACUCACCAGAUCUAAUUCCUACGACGAACAAAGACGAAGCAGCAGGCUGGGAAUGGAAGAAAACGAGGGAGGAGAAGGAGGGGGGCUCAUCCACAAAUGCAUUCCUCGCAAGAAAUCAUCUUCCAAGUGACGCCAUCUCAAUCUCUAUAAUUUUUCUUAUUAAUUAUAAUAUACUAUCAUUUCUGUAGCUGCCUCUCAUCUGUUAUUAAUCUUAUAUGAUUGUUGCAUGUUCUUCACCAUAUCUGGCAACACCAACAACAUUCAAGUUAAGCUUCGCACCAAACUAUAUGUGAUAACUCAUCACAGACUUUGAUGUUUCAUGUAAUCUGGAAUUUCUGAUACAUUCCAUUAUUUUACAACAUAAAUAGAUCCAAAUAUAUUAGUUACUUUUCUUUUUGAA
Molecule: messenger RNA, 885 nt
Organism: Arachis ipaensis
Lineage: Eukaryota; Viridiplantae; Streptophyta; Magnoliopsida; Fabales; Fabaceae
Product: protein SOSEKI 2-like
Source: RefSeq, a predicted model, not a curated record